This is a messenger RNA of Dendronephthya gigantea, 2137 nucleotides long. RefSeq names its product proton myo-inositol cotransporter-like. NCBI's taxonomy places the organism in Eukaryota, Metazoa, Cnidaria, Anthozoa, Malacalcyonacea, Nephtheidae. The record is from RefSeq and is a predicted model, not a curated record. Gene Ontology annotation, biological process: transmembrane transport. Gene Ontology annotation, molecular function: myo-inositol:proton symporter activity. Gene Ontology annotation, cellular component: membrane. The coding region runs from base 203 to 1897 and encodes 564 amino acids. The transcript is spliced from 5 exons.
UGGCUUAUGAUAAUGCUUAUGGUUACGCGUGACCAGCCGUGCAUACUCAAUUGCAAAGUGCCAUACACCAUGUCACCAUCGUCAUGAAAAUUGAACUUAAUUAUCCUUAUGAUAGAUAAAAGAUGGAUCAUAAUAAGUAUUCUAACUAUUCUUUGCUCCCAUUGUCAAUGUUCAUGCCUUGGCGAUUUAAUACAUACCGGUAAUGGCGGCUGAAGAUAUGUUUGAUGAAAACCUAGAAAGACAAGAAAACCGGUUACUGCUUGAUAACCCUGGUGCAAAUGAUGGCAGCUGCGAGAAGGAGCCAUAUUUUCUAUAUAUCUCAUGUUUUAUUGUGUCGUUCGGGUUUUUUACAUUAGGCUACGAUAUCGGCAUCAUAUCUGGUUCAAUGGUUUUUAUAACCGACUAUUUUUCCUUGACGUAUUUGUGGCAUGAAUUACUUGUUAGUUUAGCAACUGGACCUGCAAUUCUUGGGUCUCUAUUUGCUGGAUAUUCAAACGAAAUUGUUGGGCGCAAAAGGACUUUAAUGGCAUCUGCAAUGGUGUUUGUUAUUGGUACAUUAGUCAUGGCUUGUGCCUUCUCAAAGAAUGUGCUGCUGGUGGGUAGAAUUUUGACUGGAAUUGCCUAUGGUUUUACCAGUGUAUCGUCUAACAUGUACAUUGCUGAGUUUGCACCAGCUAGAAUACGUGGAAAAUUGAUAUGCUUUGCAGGAAUCACAGUUACUGGAUCGCUAUUUUUUGCAGCUUUGGUUAGUGGAAUCUUCAGUGGAGACAAAACUAAUGGAUGGAGAUACAUGCUUGGCCUUGGGGCAGCCCCAGCAAUGCUGUUGUUCCUUGGUGUCAUAUUGGUUCCUGAAAGCCCCAGAUGGCUUAUUCGCAAAGGCCGCAGCCAGGAUGCUGUAAAUGUUUUGCAGAAAUUACGUGGAAAAGAAAAUGUUGAUGAUGAAGUAGAUGAAAUUAAGCAUUGUCACAAAUUGGCAAGGAAAGAGGGAAGCACCUGGAGUAUAUUUUUUCGUAUGAUGCAAGAUUCAAAUGCAAAACAAGCAUUGUUUAUUUCUUGUGGUAUUAUGGCAAUUCAUCAACUGAGUGGAAUCAACACGGUCUUAUAUUACACUGCGACCAUCAUCAAGAUGUCAGGAGUGAAAGAUGAACGUAUUGCAGUUUGGCUCGCAACCGCUCCUGCAUUCACCAACUUCAUUUUCACUUUUGUGGCUAUGUUAACCGUCGAGCAUUUUGGACGUCGUAAACUUCUCCUCGCCAGUACUGCUGGUGUCUUUGUUUCACUUGUGUUGCUCACAGUUACGUUCUAUAUGCAAGCCCAAUCUUCUUCUUUAGUAUCACAAGUGGCAAGAAUCUCUGGAAAUCAGUGUUCUCUAUUGAAGUCAUGCGACAAAUGUUUGUAUAACGAGAUGUGUGGCUUCUGUUAUUAUGAAAAAGGAGCUUUAGUUCAAAAUUCCUCGUGUGUACCGUUAAAAAGUUAUCCAUCAACUAGCAGUCGAUAUUGUGACACAGAAGAUUUUGAAUUAAUUACAUCCUAUGGAUGUCCAUCGAGUCCUGCUCUUCGUGUUCUAACUGUCCUUGGUUUAGUGUUGUAUCUUGUAUUUCACGCUUCAGGACUUGGACCUAUAGCGUACGUUGUGUGCUCAGAAAUAUUUCCACUUUGGUCGCGAUCUACUGGUAUUGCCUGUGCUAUGUCUGUUUCCUUCUUUUUCAAUCUCCUUACAACGAUCACAUUUUUGCAUGCUAGUGAAUAUCUUACGAAAGCGGGAUGGUUUGGUAUAAUAGCCGGAUUCUCGCUGUUUGGUUGGUUUUUCAUCUACUUUUUACUGCCAGAGACCAAAGGCAAAAGACUUGAACAUAUGAACGAGAUCUUUAUGAAAACCAGUGAUUAUUAUGAUUAAGAACUGAUUUAGGUUACUUUUUAGUUUACGAUAAACAUGAUAUACAUUUUGAAUACACCUUUCCUGUAAUAUACCUCACAAGUACUGAGGUACAUGGAAACGAGGUGAGCGGCUAAAACGAGUAGAAAGUCCUUGAUUGGUAGGAUUUCCUGCUAUGACUAUGUACGUAGACCUGAGGUAAUUACUAAAAGGCAUAUUGGAUCGUUCUCUAUCUCUAUUGGUAAUCAAAUAUAUUUAUUC